CAACUUGUAACGACGUCGUGUGUGUAUUGUCGUGUUUUACAUUUUACUCUAUUAUUUUUAUUUACUAAAAGCUCUGCAAAGACUGAUCCUAUUAAAUUAAAAGGGAUUUAUUAGUUCAACCAUAAUUUUCCGUACACCCGUAAGAAAUGUCGGACGAUGAAAUCCAAAAAAACAACGGUGCUGCUGAGCCCGAACAAAGAGAAAACGGAGGUGGCGAUGAAGGCGACGCAUGGGGAAGUCAUGGGUCUUCGGACAGGAAUCGCUUCGCGAAGAUGCCCGUCGAUAGGAAUGCUCCUUACUACAACAUGAACCACAAGAAUCGAGGUAUGGCAAUCAUUUUCAACCACGAGCACUUCGACAUCCAUAGCUUGAAGCCUCGCACAGGCACCAACGUAGACAGCGAUAACCUUGCAAAAGUGCUUAAGAGUUUGGGUUUCACUGUAACUGUCUUCCACAAUAAGAAGUCUGAAGAUAUUAACAGUUACAUCAAACAAACAGCUGAGAUGGACCACUCUGAUUCAGAUUGUUUGCUUAUCGCAGUCCUAACUCACGGAGAACUAGGCAUGCUGUAUGCAAAAGAUACUCACUACAAACCAGAUAACUUGUGGUACUAUUUUACUGCUGAUAAAUGUCCUACAUUAGCAGGCAAACCCAAACUGUUUUUCAUUCAAGCUUGCCAGGGUGAUAAAUUGGAUGGAGGAAUAACCUUGGUCAACCGCACUGAGACUGAUGGAUCAUCUAAUACGCAAUACAGAAUUCCUAUACAUGCUGACUUCCUCAUUGUAUACUCUACUGUUCCUGGAUACUAUUCUUGGAGAAACACUACCCGCGGAUCCUGGUUCAUGCAGGCUUUAUGUGAAGAGUUGCGUUAUAAUGGAACCGAACAAAACAUACUGACACUCUUGACAUUUGUUUGUCAAAAAGUUGCUUUGGAUUAUGAAUCUAACACCCCUGAUAUGAUGAUGAUGCACCAGCAAAAACAAGUUCCAUGCAUUACAAGUAUGCUCACCCGUUUACUUGUAUUUGGAAAGAAACAAUAAGUACUUUAGUAUAAUAAUUUUCUUUAUUUUUACCUAUGUUUAGGUAUUUAGUUUGUAUGGUUGUCCUUGAUACGACAGACCAGUAACAUUAGUAAUAGUUUCAAUAAAUACUUUGUUAUUUAUUAUACCAGUACCUUAGACCAGUCCAUUAACUAGGUCACAUUUGCCAUGAGAUUAAUUAGUUUUCUUCUAAAUUAAUAAUAAUUUUGAAGAGCUUUGAUAAAAAACAAGGCCCACCAAGUUACAUGUUACAAAAAAAUAUAGUCUUAUAAGUUCAUGUUCUUUGUCUGGUAUAGAUAGAAAAUUGACAAAUCCUCUGAACGUAGAUUAAAAAACCAUGCACAAUGUAGUUCUCUGCCAUAAUAAGUGAUAUUAUAAGGAUCUUUUGUACUUAUCUAAUACCCAUUAAGAUAAAAAAAAAUGGUGGUUUGUCAAGAUUUAUCUAUAUUUGGCUGUGUAAAACCAUUGAAGUCCUUACCUUAUUGUAUUUUAUCAUCCAUUAUUAAUAAUUAGAAAAAAAAUUAGUAAAACCUUUUAAAUUUUUAGAUGUACUAGUAGUAUGUAGCAUCUUGUUAUAUUUUAAGACAAUGAGCUCAAUUUUAUGUUUGUUAGUCGCUAAAUUUUUACUUUUUCUUAGCUAAUGUAAUUGAUGCAUUUCAUUUUUAGUACUGAUUGUACUUAAAGCAUGAACAAUUUUGUUUAACUAUGGUUGUAGUAGUGAAAUUAAAUAGUACAAUAAGUAAUAAUGCAAUUUUACGGUCUUUUACGUACAUAUCAUUAAUGUACCUACCUAAAAUUAUAAAAAAUGCUCUCAAUAAGUCCAAGUUUUAUCUUGUCUUCUUUUCAGUUUACUUUGCUUUACUGGCAGAACAAAGAUUUUUCUACAUAAUGUCAUUUUGUUAUGUUUUAUAGUCUAAUGAAAUAAAUAAGGUUGUUUAGGAUCAUGUAUCCAACAUGGUAAUUACUGUGUGAUGUUGUUUAAUUUUGUUUUUAGCAUUUUAGAAAGAACAAUAUAACAUAAUUAUGUACCUAUUUCAAAUUUUGUUCAGCCUUUUGCAUUUAUUUUCUAAUUUAAUAUAAAAUAGAUUUUAUUAAACUGCCAGCAUAUUGAUUAAAGUUUCAAUUAUGUAUAAUAUUUGUGACAUCUCAUAAUGCUUAGGAUUAAUAAUGCGUAAAUAUUUUAAAAAUAAUAUAGAUCUGUAAAGACAGUAUCAAAAUUACAUGCCAACGUACGUAAAUUAUAUUUGAUAAAGUGGACUGUGUAUCAUUGAACUAGUUUUCAAUAAGCCCAAUAUGUGUAGAACUGAUUUGCCUCUAUCGCAAUUGGUGCUUUAUGUAUGUCUAUUAAAAAUAAGUCAAUACAAAUUACAUGUUAUGUCCAUUGUCAGUAAAUUUACAUAAAAUAUAAUAAGUUUUGUCUAGAUUGCAAGUGAUAAUAAAACUGACUGAUUUUAUUUAGGGUAGAAUACCAAAUAUCUGUGAGGAAUAAUUACUACACACCCUCAAAU
Molecule: messenger RNA, 2548 nt
Organism: Ostrinia furnacalis (Asian corn borer)
Lineage: Eukaryota; Metazoa; Arthropoda; Insecta; Lepidoptera; Crambidae
Gene: Caspase1
Product: caspase-1
Exons: 1
Coding region: 147-1040 (297 amino acids)
Biological process (GO): positive regulation of neuron apoptotic process; apoptotic process; proteolysis
Cellular component (GO): cytoplasm
Molecular function (GO): cysteine-type endopeptidase activity
Source: RefSeq, a predicted model, not a curated record